Anguilla anguilla (European eel) is the source of this 1681-nucleotide messenger RNA. RefSeq names its product Fas ligand (TNF superfamily, member 6) (gene faslg). Lineage: Eukaryota; Metazoa; Chordata; Actinopteri; Anguilliformes; Anguillidae. Gene Ontology annotation, cellular component: membrane. The record is from RefSeq and is a predicted model, not a curated record. The coding region runs from base 313 to 1218 and encodes 301 amino acids. Gene Ontology annotation, molecular function: tumor necrosis factor receptor binding. Gene Ontology annotation, biological process: immune response; positive regulation of canonical NF-kappaB signal transduction; extrinsic apoptotic signaling pathway via death domain receptors. The transcript is spliced from 6 exons.
UGAGCACUGACGCAGCCCGGCGCUACGUGCAGCGAUCGCCCACGGAAACCAGCACGACUUCCCUUGCUUCUUUCCUCAGGCUCUCUGCGCGAAGUGAAACUUAUCCCCUCGGUGGUCUUUGCCUGUAAUCGGAUUUCAAUGAUGUGGACGCACGCGGAUUUACGAACGAUUACACGAAUGUGUCUUCUCCCCAAAGAGGCGGCACUUGCGUAAUUGUGGCCACAAAUGUGGGAAUUUGCCAGUUCUAUAUUCUCAGUGCAUAAAUUCUCAUGUGAAAUCUCAACUCACUUAAGGAACAAACCGCAGUGAGGGAUGGGGUCUGAGGCAGCUUCUUCGAAUGCCGGGAAGCCGAGCAUGACUGAGACUCCCCUCAUUCUGAAGCGCCCUCAAGGAAUUAGACCUCCUUUAUCAGAGCGCAGAACUGAUCUCCUCCAGAUAAGCAAGAUGAAUCACGGACCCAGUCACACCUACCCUCCGGUCUUUCUGGUGGACCGAGGUGGGCCCCAGCCACCCGUGAUGGACCCUCGCCUGGUACCCUGCUGGUCUUUCCCUCCCGCAGCGGUGAAGAGGAAGAAGAGAGGCUGCUGUGAAGGAGCCUGUGCAGUCACAGUGCUGGUGCUCAUCCUUUUCGUCAUACUGGGAGCGCUGGGGCUAGGAGCCUUCCGGAUGCACAGGCUGCAGGCUGAACUGGUGCAACUGAGACAGGAUAUGAUUGCUCAGUGUGAGGGCCCCACGCUGCAGAAGCAAAUUGGUCUUCAAGAGACGAGCGUGGAAAAGAAAGAGACCAGACUGGCAGCACAUCUCACAGGUCGGAUCGAGAAGGAAAAGCCCUCCAGGACUCUGAGCUGGGAGCCGAAGCACGGCCGGGCCUUCACCAGCGGGGUGGACUACCGGGACGGGGGGAUCCAGAUCAACGAGACGGGCCUGUACUUUGUGUACUCGCGGGUGGAGUUCAUGGGCAAGCACUGCCGUGCAAAAGACUCGCUCUCCCACACCGUGUUCAAGAGGAGAGAGGCAGCCAAGCCGCUGGUCCUCCUGGAAGGACACCGCGAGGGCUACUGCCGCCCCGCGCGAGAAGAAGGCCUGUGGUCCUCCAGCAGCUACUUGGGUGCCGUGUUCCAGCUGACCCGCCUGGAUCGGGUUUUUGUCAACGUGUCCCAUCCCGCCCUGCUCAGCCACAGCCAUAAUGCUAAUUACUUUGGUCUCUCCAAAUUGUGAAGAACUGGCACUCACCAUGACCCCCAUUGCAUGAGCUCCACUCAAAACAAUUCAGUCAGUGAAAAGGAUUUGAACAAACAACAGUUAUGAACCAUUUGCUUAGAGCAACGAUACAGUAUUUUCUCCAUAUUGAUUUAUUGAAUGUACAUGUCCUGAGAGUAAUUUUAACUGAAUGUACAGUUUUGGUUUCAUUUAUAGGACUCUUUUCUGUUACUUAAAUAUUUGGACGUUAACACUAAUGUGCUGCAGAGAUUCACGAAGUACAGCCCACAUAUUUAUUAUUUGAAUUAUUUAAUCCUGGUGAAGCCAGCUUUAAGAUUUGAUUGUACAGUUUGUUCUUCUGGACAUAAAAAUAAGUAAAUAUCCAUGUAUGUUUUCAUAACAAAGGAUGUCAUUGUUCUAGUUUACACCAUUUUCUUUAAAUAAAAAAUAAAACUAAAAGCAUUUCAAAAUUCUAAUUCAA